AUGGAGGCCCCUUCGCAUCCAUUGUCGCUGAAAGUGAUGCGCGUCUCAAGGCCGGCUGUGGCCAGCGCAUGGGAACCAUUCUUCUCGAGUUCACCAUCGUAUUCUUCUCGCUCGACAGCGUCCAUCCUAUCUCUGCAAGGGGACAAGCCUCUACCAGGGCACCCCAAGACCCUGAGGGACCUCACACAUGCCACGGAACUUCUUACCCUUCCGUCCUCCUUCGGCGCGAUACAGCUUGGUGAAACGUUCACAAGCUGCCUAUGCGUUAACAACGACGCGCCUGUCGACGUGGACGGUGUAACUCUCAAAGUGGAAAUGCAAACAGGUACUUCUAAAGUCAUAAUCGGAGAAUUCGGAGGGCCGCAGUUUCGCCUUUCAGUUGGCGACACUCUUGAGAACAUUGUCAGUCACGAAAUCAAGGAACUGGGUCAGCACGUUCUCGCUUGCACGGUCUCAUAUCGAUCACUACCUGGCCAAGUCCACCCAGGGAAUGGGGAACCGGGACACGACCACCCUUCCCAAAGUUUCAGGAAAUUCUACAAGUUUGCUGUGACUAACCCUUUGUCCGUCAAAACCAAAGUACAUACUCCGCGCUCACCUUCGGCCCUGCUUUCUCGCGAGGAGCGAGAUCGUGUCUUCUUAGAAGUGCAUAUCCAAAAUAUGACACAGGACGCAUUGUGGUUUGAACGGAUACAUUUUGAGUGCGCUGAAGGCUGGACGGCUCAAGACGCCAACGUCGUGGUUUCGCAGCAAGACCAUAAGCCCGAGAGUAUAUUUACCAUUACUUCGGAACUUAUGCAACCUCAGGAUAUGAGACAAUAUAUCUACAUUCUUUCCCCUUCCCAGCUUCCACGAUUCCCCGUGGACCAUCCUCCGGGCGCCGUAAUGCCUUUGGGCCGUCUCGACAUAUCAUGGCGGUCCUCCUUCGGCGAACCUGGCCGGCUGCUGACUUCGACCCUCUCUCGACGCAUUCCUUUAGUACAAGCACAACCGCCCCAACCGCCGGCAUCUGCUUUACCCCCGCAUCUGCAGCGGGGUUCCACCGUCGGCUCACCUCGACCCCGAUCCCCACAAUUACCUCAAGAACGCCCGAGUACACCCCCCGCACCUUAUAGACCUGCAUCACCAUUUCGAGGUCGGACUAUUGGUGGUCCAAUAAGCCCGAGGCCGCAGUCCCCAGGUCCCUCUUCAGCUCCGGCUGUCACCAGUGUAAAUCAGCCGAUCCCUCUGAUGCCGCACGCAACGGAUAUUGAAGUAGACCUUGUCGUGCGCUCCCUACCUCGCGAUUCGAUUCGGCUUGAGGUACCUUUCAGGAUUGCUUGCACUAUUACCGUAUCCUGCACUAUACCCGCGCUGCGUGCUCAACAGGAACGCGCUAUCUCACUAAUCAUCCAACAUAUACAGCCUUCGGCGCCUGUCCCUAAACCCGUGGUCAUCCCUGAGAUUUUCAGUCCUCGUCUGCCCUCUUCCGGAUUUUCGACACCUCGAUCACCUGCAACGCAAUCGAAAGUAAAUCUUGACUACGUGUCAAUUGAGCGCAAGCUUAUGGAAUCGCCGAAGCCGAUUUACCCUGGUGCGAGAGCAGUGGAUGUCGAUGAAACAGCCAAUGAUCUACUAUUGCCGCCUCCGAUCGUGGAUCCUGUCGCCGAUGGGAAAAGUCCAGGGUCCCGGGCGAUUGUGUUCCUUGGACCGUCUACAAUCUUUUUGCCAACACUGCGUCUGAGGUUGCCUGAAGUGGUUGUCGAGGAUCAGAGCAAUGAUGCAGCAAACACAGACGAAUCACUCAGAGUACAGACGUCACAAGAUUUCGAUCUCUCGUAUCUUCCGCUCCUCGAGGGUUUCUCCAGAGUAGGAGGUAUUCGUAUCUUGUUACAGAAUGAUCGAUGGGAAGAACGAGGACAACACCACGAUGAUUCGAAGGAUGUGAAGACGGUCUCCGAGUUGCGGAUAUUGUCAGAUAUUGCAGAAAUAUGGGUACAGACCUGA
Messenger RNA from Gloeophyllum trabeum ATCC 11539, 1986 nucleotides. Its product is annotated as DUF974-domain-containing protein. The coding region runs from base 1 to 1986 and encodes 661 amino acids. The record is from RefSeq and is a predicted model, not a curated record. Lineage: Eukaryota; Fungi; Basidiomycota; Agaricomycetes; Gloeophyllales; Gloeophyllaceae. The transcript is spliced from 4 exons. Gene Ontology annotation, cellular component: TRAPPIII protein complex.